AUGGCCUCGGUCUUCCAGGACAACGGCGAGAUCUGCUUCCGCAUCGCAGUCAUGUGCUGCUGCGCCAGGUCCAUUUGCGACGGCUCGCGCAUCAAGCCGGCCUCCAAGCGGCAGUACUACGUCUCGUACGUUGAGCGCACGCAGCAGGAGAUCGUGCAGCUGACGGAAGCGCUCUCGCUCCAGUAUCUAGGACACCGCCUGGCCGACAAGAUGCCCACGCACGGGACACGCCUCAUCACAGCGCGCAGACAGCGGGAUCUCGACGCGUACGGCGAAGAAGUGAUCAAGUUCCUGAGCUUCGUGAUGCAGAUCACCGAGAUCGGCUUCAACGGGCUCGUGGCGCUCAAGGAGCCCGUGUCGAGCAAUGUUCGGAUACGGGACUUUCUGGGCCUCGCGCUUGGCUUUGGAGAGCAGACGAUCGUCGCGACCAGCUCGUGUGACGCCCGAAUCGAGGGCCAAGAUGGCGGCAAUCGCCCCGUUCUGCCCAGUGCCUGGCUCGACAUCGACGUGAGCAUGUCCUCGGAUGCCAGCUUCUACGGGAAAUGGUACAGCACGAAGAAGUCUCCGCGGGACGAAGCGCUCGCGCGCAUGUUCGGUCGCGCCUACGACAACGGCAACACUUGUGGCGACUUUGGUCCCUUGAUGAGGACGAACAGCAUGCAUCGGUCGGGUGCUGGCAAGUGUGUGCGUUUCGUGGACCCCUGCUAUUGGUUUGACGAAACACCGAAUGACGGAGCGUUCACAGUCGAGAUUUCCAGCGUCACCGUCAUGGACGGCGUCGCCAAGUAUGCUAUCAGCGUGCUGUUCUACGCGAACGGCGAGCUGCAAGUGUCCACUGUCGACCGCCGCUACUCCGAGUUCGACCAGCUGGCCGUGACACUGGAGGAGAAGCUGCGUAUCUGCAGCUCUUCCUCGAGCGCGCGCUCCGGCUGA
Molecule: messenger RNA, 933 nt
Organism: Phytophthora sojae
Lineage: Eukaryota; Oomycota; Peronosporomycetes; Peronosporales; Peronosporaceae
Exons: 2
Coding region: 1-933 (310 amino acids)
Molecular function (GO): phosphatidylinositol binding
Source: RefSeq, a predicted model, not a curated record